AUGGCUUGGUAUAUGAGCAACCUCUUUCGGGAGGAAAUCCAAAGGAUCAAGGCUAAUAAUCAAGACAUCAGCCACAAGGAAGCUUUCAGCAAAACAACAAAAAAUAAACUUAUGCCAUCAAGUUUGGACUAUAGCUCACUCCAAGGGUACUGCAGCUUGCGAAUAAUAAGAGUUGGGACCUACGGCAGCCCCAUCCCAGGUAAUAGAGAAGAAUUAUGGCGUUAUAUGAAAGAUAAGAGUGAUAGUUCUAGCAGACCCUGGGCCCUUGGUGGUAACUUCAAUACCAUAGCCUCAUCGGCUGAUAAAUCUAACUUCAAUAGUAGAGAUGUUAAUAGAUGUCGAAAAUUCCAAGAGCAACUUUAUACAGGUAAAGAAGAGGACCCUAUUAAUCCAGGUUCUCCCAUCUCUUUCCCUACAAUUCCAAGAGAGGAGCUUGAGUUUAUUCAUAGACCAGUGUCUGCAGAUGAAAUUGAAAAAGCUAUGUUUAGCAUUGGCCCGCUGAAAGCUCCUAGCCCGGACGGAUUUCAGGCCAUCUUUUUUCAAAAAAAUUGGGAAAUUGUUAAAGAGGAUUUUAUUUCGAUGGUCAAGGAAGCGGUGGAGAAAGUUAGAGCGUCGAGAGGAGGUCCUGAGAUCUCACAUAUCUUCUUUGCCGAUGAUUUGGUCCUCUUUUCCGAAGCCAAUAUAGAGAAAGUGACAGUGGUUAAAGAGUCCCUUGACGACUUCAGCAAGUGGUCUAGACAAACAGUUAGCUUGGCUAAAUCCAAAAUCUUCAUAACCAAGAAUAUUCUAAGAAGAUUAAUGAGGGCAAUUUGUGAUGCAAGUGGAAUUGCAAAAACUGAUGAUCUGGGUAGAUCCACGCUUAUCCAGUCAGCCUCGGGCCCCAUCCCCUAUUACAUAAUGCAAACAACCCAUAUUCCAAUCGCGAUAUGCGAUGAAAUUGACAAGUUGAACAGAGGUUUCUUGUGGGGAAGCACGCCUAGAAAGAGGAGGGUUCAUUUAAUGAACUAG
Corchorus capsularis is the source of this 1008-nucleotide messenger RNA. The record is from the annotation of a GenBank genome assembly. Lineage: Eukaryota; Viridiplantae; Streptophyta; Magnoliopsida; Malvales; Malvaceae.